GGCCGUUGGCUCCCGUCGCCCCGCGCUGCCUGCUCCGGUGCCCGGAGAUGCGGUCCGGACCGUGCCACCCGGCACGGGGAUGGUUCGUUCCCUCCCCGCCGGUGUCCCCGUGUCCCUGGCAGCGGGUUUAGGCGCUGACCCUCUGGGGGGCACAGCAUCAGCACCCCGCGAUGGGGCCGGGUGUCCCCGGUGUCACCCACUCGCUCCCGCGGGAGGCGGGGACGCGGUGGAGCCGCGGCGCUCCCAAAUCCCGGCACAGCACCGGCUCCCGCUCCAACCGGGGCACGGUGACCGGCCCCGGGGGCUCUGCAGCCCGAGGCUGCCAGCGGCUCCGGCUGGACUCUCCCGGGAGAGCCGGUGAUCCUCCCGCCCCGGGCUCGGUUCUCCCGGCACGGCACGGCACGGAUUCCUCUGCCCGAGCAGGACAGACGGUCCAGCCUGGCUCGGCUCGGCCACAGACGGGAUGCGCUGCGGCCGCUCCAGCCGUGCCAAUGGGAGAGCGGAGGCUGCCCCAGGGAUCGGCUCCUGCAGCCCAGCCCGUGAUUCCAGCUGGAUUCCAGGAUGAUGCCCGCCCCGGUGGUGCCCGUCCCUCGGGAGGUGUUGGUGCCCAGGCGAUGCCAGGUGCCAAUGGAAUGCUCAUCCCCGUGCCCAGGCAAGGAGCACGGCCCUGAGGUGCCAAGGGACAUUUUUUUUUUUUUUUUGGUCACCUAAUUCAGCAAGGGGAGGGGGAUUCCCGAUUCCACGCAGCUGCUGGAAGCCCUGGUGGGAGCUGAGCAGCACCUGUGAGCUGAUCCCCCCUCUAUAAAAGGCUGAUUUUAUCACCAUGCUUUGCUGGGCAUGCCUGGGGGGAGUGAAGCCAAGAGGAAAAAAUGCUUGCUGCUCCUUUGGGAAUGAGCUGUGUGCAGUCUGGGAGACAAAUAAAAAGAUAAAGGAGGUAUGAGC
Messenger RNA from Onychostruthus taczanowskii (white-rumped snowfinch), 942 nucleotides. Its product is annotated as collagen alpha-1(III) chain-like. The transcript is spliced from 2 exons. NCBI's taxonomy places the organism in Eukaryota, Metazoa, Chordata, Aves, Passeriformes, Passeridae. The record is from RefSeq and is a predicted model, not a curated record. The coding region runs from base 171 to 671 and encodes 166 amino acids.